Messenger RNA from Olea europaea var. sylvestris, 675 nucleotides. RefSeq lists its product as uncharacterized. The transcript has a single exon. The record is from RefSeq and is a predicted model, not a curated record. NCBI's taxonomy places the organism in Eukaryota, Viridiplantae, Streptophyta, Magnoliopsida, Lamiales, Oleaceae. The coding region runs from base 1 to 675 and encodes 224 amino acids.
AUGAACAAGGGUUAUGCGCAAGACCGGCCGAUCAGGCAGAAGCGAGAGGAGGUCAAGACACCCACCCCUUUGAACAUUCCACGUACAAAGUUAUUGAUGGAAAUACAGCACAUGAAAGAGCUCGAAUGGCCUAAACCGAUGCUAACUCCUUCCGGCAAGAGAAAUCAGAGUAAGUACUGCAAUUUUCACAGAGAUCACGGGCAUGAUACUGAAGAAUGCCUACAAUUAAAGGAAGAAAUUGAGCGCCUGCUAAGACGGGGACUAUUGGCUAGGUAUGUGAAAAAUGACAAGGGCAAGCAAAGGCUCGAAGGUCUACCCCCAUCGAGGGCAGGAGUGAUAAACAUGAUCAUCGGAGGAAUAGCAUCAGGCGGCGACUCAAAUUCGGCUAGAAAAAGCUAUGCGCGUUCCGCAGGGGUCUGCUCUAUUCAGAAAAAAGCAAGAUUCAACCAGAGCAUUACUUUCGAUGAAGGGGACUUGAUUGGUGUGACGCACCCCCAUGAUGACGCCUUAGUAAUAGUAGGCGAUAUAACGGAUUUUGACGUGAAAAGGGUGUUAGUCGACAGAGGAAGUGCGGCAAAUGUCCUCACCUGGGAUGCCUUCUUGGGUCUAAAAGUUCCCCAAGAGAAGUUGAAGAUGGUGACUACCCCCUACAAGGCUUUGGAGGGGCAACAGUGA